This is a messenger RNA of Sorghum bicolor (sorghum), 7277 nucleotides long. RefSeq lists its product as uncharacterized. The record is from RefSeq and is a predicted model, not a curated record. Lineage: Eukaryota; Viridiplantae; Streptophyta; Magnoliopsida; Poales; Poaceae. Gene Ontology annotation, molecular function: DNA helicase activity. Bases 3772 to 7161 code for a protein of 1129 amino acids. The transcript has 9 exons. Gene Ontology annotation, biological process: DNA repair; telomere maintenance.
AUAAAAAAUAAAUAAACAGCUUUUUUUCUCCAUCGUACACAGGAACAAAUGCAAACAGCUUUUUUCUCCAUCGCAAACAGCUUUUUCUCCCGUGGAGGCAGCGCACACACCUUUCUUCAACCUCCGUCGCCUAUUCGCUUGUGCUUGGUCAAGCCCAGAGCCACGGAGGUGCGUUGCCUCGCUCGUCCCCACGGAGGUGCGUGCCUCGCUCCUCGCCGCCAUGGGUCGCGUUCGAGGCGGCGGCACCCUUGCUGCUGCACUACUCGCUCCACUGCCUCCAUUGCCGCCUGACUCGCUACAGCCAUCACUCGAUUUGCUUCACCGCCACCGCUCGAUUGACUCCACUGCCGCCGAAAUCAUUCUUUAUUCGGGAAGAAUCGACUCUACUUUUCUCUCUCCUCCCCAUGAUUUGAUUGCUGCAGUCGUUGGGUCGAGUCAUCCGUCUGCCACAUUGUGAGUUGCUUUUUCUUCCCACGGGAGAAGCCAUACCAGCCCACCGCGCUCGGCUUCCAGUCAACGAUCCGCAUGCCAUGGCCCUCUUGAGCCGCGCGCCUACGCCUCCCUUCUCGCCCAAUGCUCAGCAUCCCCAUCAUCAAUACAGAGAUGCUCCGGCUUCAUCGAUCCGGAAGUACUCCGUCUCCCCAACAGGAGCUGCCCGGCCUCAUCCCUUCUAUUAUGCUCCCCAUGCACCCACCGAAGCAUCCUUGGCUAUCCUCACACCACCAGCCCCAACAUUGCUCCCCUCCGAGCGUCGACGCGGGCAGCAAGGGCAAGACGGCAUGGCCGCGGCGCGGUUCUUCCUGACAUCACGGGGCAACGGCGUGGGCAUGCGCUGAGAAAGAAGCGGCGGCGAGGCACGACAGCUGCGGGCAUCUGGAACGCAGCCCCGCCCGCUGAACUCCCGCAGCUCCCCGCAUCCGGCAAGGAUGGCAAGCAGCUGCUCCCUGGGCAGGUAGGAGCGGUCCAGGUAGAGGGAGCGGAGCCCGGGCAGCGAGCGUGCCACCGCCGCCACGUCCUCGGGCUUCACGGCCCCCGAGGUCUUGAGCCUCGUGAAGCCGGGGCAGUGCCGCGCUAGCUACGCGGCGAGCGCCGAGAAGGUGGUGGAGGAGGAGGACGGCUUGGUCGCUCAGGCGUGGGGCUAGGAUCCAGCGGUUCAAUGAUGACGACCUGGACAAGGAGUUCGCCGCCGGUGGCGGCGGUUUCUGCGACUCGUCCGACGUGGAUGUGAGCCGGCGCGUCAUCUCAACGGCGGAGACAGCGCAACGUCCCGGCGGCACAGGCAGUGCGACAUUCCUCUCCUCCCCCGGUGUCCUCCGAUGCGACGCUCCUCUCCUCCGGUUUGACAGUGCCGCUCCUGCAUCUGCACCAACACUGCUCCAGCGUUCUGCGUCUACAUCAACGCCGCUCCUAGGAAACAAAGGAUCCACCACCGCAACCACAUCUCACUUGUCGAGCUUUGGUGUGCAGCGAUCAUCCGAAGCAGAAAUUAGAGCACGUUCUGGCCAUGGCCAGGUAGACAGCCAAAAUCUUCUACAUGGAUCCGGUGGAAAAUAACAGUGGCCGCACUCCAUUAGGAAAUUUGACAAACACCGCCAAUGCAGGUUGUCAGAGUGUAUCCAAUUCACUCACACCAGUUGACGAUGCUAAGAAACGCAAACGAGAAAGGGAAAGAGCACGAUAUGCGGAACAAAGGAAUGAAAUAAAUAUGAAGCGUCGUGAAAAAUAUCAUAUAAAAAAACAACAAAGUACGCUCACCGACAGAUGGAGAGGUGACAUACCAAACAAAUUAAAAACCAAUUUAUGUGCAUUACCCUUUAGCUCUUAUUUAUGGUGUAACAAUUAUGUAGCUGAUGGAGUUGUAUUAGGUGAAGACACGGAUAAUGAUGAAAGUAAUGAUUGGUUGCAUAGGAAUGAUUCCUACCAACCCAUGCAGAUUGGUAAAGAGAACCUAGCUGCAUCUGAUCCUGCUAACACCAUGAAACACCCUAUGAAGAAUGAGUCAAAAAAAUUGUAUGAUAGGGAGCGCUACAAAAGUAUGACGCCUGAUCAGAGGCAAGCAAGGCGUGAACGUCAAAGGUUGCAUAACAGUGAACUCAAACGUAAGGAGGCCUUGAAAAUAGCUGACAAAAAAAUUUAGAGAGAUACGGAAGCACACCCUACACCCAGAGUCAAUUGCCAUGGAGAACCCGUUAUAUAUUCCUGAACCCGCUCUUGGAUCCACACUGAAAUCCAAUGAUUGGUUUAUCCCAGAGUCCAGUGCAACACCUCUUUAUAUUCCUCCAUCUCAUGAAGAGGCCGAUGAUGAAGGAUGUGAUGAGUCAAUAUCUAGCCAUAUAACAAAACGAUCACAUGUUCCAUCUGGACAAAGACAUGUGUUGUUAACGCAUCGUAACAUGAUGUUUGAGCGUCGCAUUGGUUCGAACACAAGGGCAUCUAAUAAAGAUGGUGAUUGCACUGGUUCAAACACACCCUUGCCUCAAUCAGUCAUGACCAUCAAUGAUAGGGCAAGACCCAACAUUCAGGCUACAUCGGCCACACCGAUGGCACCACUAUUUGAUGAAUAUAAUUGCAUGGGUGAAGAACACCUAAAUGAUAACACAUCCUUGCCUGAAUCAGUCUUGACCAACAAUGAAAGGAUAGGGCCUAGCCUGCAGCCUACAUCAAUCGCACAUACAACACCAUUAUUUUAUGAUAGUGAUAAUGAUGAGGGAGAUAUAUUUGAAGAGGAUGAGGAAGAGGAUGAGGGAUACCUAUUUGCUGGGCAAGAUGAGGAAGAUGAUGAUGAUGUCCAAGACAAUAAGCUUGAGGAAGACAUUACUUCUAUCCCUAAAGUACCUGACCCAUAUGAUGGGGUGUAUAGUAACAUGCCUACACAUACCCAUAUGCUAAAACCUGUUGCAAAUUGCGAGCAUUGCAAUGCGAAAAGGUUUGAGCAUGAACCACGUGGGUUUUGUUGCCGCAGCGAAAAGAUUGAGCUCAGUGAACAGAACAUACCUGAUGAGCUUAUGAGGCUUUGGUCAAGUAACGAUGCAGAUGCUAGGCACUUUCGUGACAACAUUAGAUUUUUCAAUGGCCAUUUCUCUUUCACUUCUCUAUAUUGUCGUCUUGAUAGAGCUACUGCAACAAUGAAAAACAGUGGCAUAUACACAUUCCGUGCACAUGGCCAGAUCUAUCACAACAUAAGGUCAUUUGGUAGAGAAGAUGGUAUGGAGCCAAGACAUCUUGAGCUUUACUUCUACGACGAUGAUCCAAGCCUUGAGCAUCGCUACCGACGAUGUCGUGAAGAGAAGUGCCAAAAAGACAAGGAAGUCAUUGAGAGGCUUGUGGCCAUCCUUCGUGACAACCCAUAUUCACAAAAACUUAGGAGUGUAGGCCAGGCUGAACACCUCGAGGACUAUCAUGUCACACUAAACCUUGACCAGAGGCUUGACCAGAGAACAUACAACGCACCGUUAGCUUCAGAGGUGGCUGCCGUUUGGAUCGAGGGAAGCGAACUCCUUGGUCAGUUCCAAAAUAGUGUUGUCUUGCAUGGGAAAGAUAGAAGCAGACAUGGCAUCCGCUCGUAUCAUGGAUGUUAUGAUGCUCUUUCAUACCCUCUAUUCUUCCCUAGGGGUGAGCUUGGGUGGCACAUGGAUAUUCCUAAAAAGGGAGUUAGUAUGGAAGAAGUCAUCGAGUACCGUGCCCUACAGAAGGCUCAUAGUGGGUCCGAAGAAGAAAUAGGUUUGUUCGUCUUAUUUAAUAAAUACUUCACAUGCAUGUGCCUUAAUAGUUAUGCUACAAACAACUCUAAUUCAUGGCUAUUUUUUUGUAGACUCUCCUGGUAGACUUUGUGUCUCUGUGCGUGACUACUAUUGCUACAAAUUUCAAAUGCGUCCUGGAAUAUUUAACCCCAUACUUUAUGGCAAGCGUUUAUUCCAGCAGUUUGCAGUUGACACAUACAUAAAGAUUGAGAGCUCUCGAUUAGAUUAUAUACGCAACCAUCAAGAUGAUAUUAGGGCUGACCUCUACCAAGGAUUGGUUGAUAGCCUACAUGCUGGUGAAGGUAGAGCAGAAGCUGUUGGAAAGCGGAUAGUGAUGCCUUCAUCAUUUAUUGGAGGCCCACGUGACAUGAGGCGUCGGUAUAUGGAUGCCAUGGCUCUUGUACGGAGGUUUGGUAAACCAGACAUCUUCCUUACUAUGACAUGUAAUCCGAACUGGGAUGAGAUCAAGCGUGAACUCUACCCUGGCCAGAUGCCACAAGAUCGUCCAGAUCUCGUUGUUCGAGUGUUUAGAGCAAAACUACAAGAGCUAAAGGAUAGGCUACUAAAGAAGGAUAUCCUUGGAAAGGUUCGGGCACAUGUUUAUGUUGUGGAGUUCCAGAAGAGGGGUCUGCCGCAUGCACAUUUUUUGCUAAUUAUGGAUAGGAAGUACAAGAUCACGUGCCCAGAGCAGUAUGAUCGCCUCAUCUCAGCUGAGCUACCAAACAAGAAGAAGUACCCAGUCUUGUAUAAGAUGGUUACAAAACAUAUGAUGCAUGGCCCUUGCGGAGUGCUUAAUCGCAAUUGUCCAUGCACAAAGGGUCGUGAUUCCUGCAAGAACCGUUACCCUCGACCUUUCUGUGAUGUCACAAUACAGGGCAAGGAUUCAUAUCCAAUUUAUAGACGGCGUGAAGAUGGACGAAAAGAAAAAGUUCGUGGCCAUGAGCUUGACAACAGAUGGGUCGUGCCUUACAACCCAUAUCUCCUCUAUUUGUUCAACUGCCACAUCAAUGUUGAGGCAUGUGGGAGCAUUAAGGCAGUCAAAUAUCUAUUUAAGUAUAUUUACAAGGGUCAUGACCGAGCAUCUGUGGCUGUGAGAGAGGUUGACAAGGAGGAUAGUGAGGGGAACAUUGAUGAGAUCAAGCAAUAUAGAGAUGCCAGAUGGGUAACCCCACCAGAAGCCUUGUGGAGGAUAUACGGUUUUGAUUUGAGUGACAGGAACCCUUCUGUUUUGUCCUUACAACUUCAUCUUCCAGACAUGCACAUGGUAUCAUUUCAUCGACGCGAGGGGGUUCGACGAGUGCUUGAUCGCCCAGGUGUUGAAAAGUCAAUGCUCACAGCGUACUUCGAGAAGAAUAGGACAGAUGAAACAGCCCGAGGUAUACUAUAUCGAGACUUUCCAGAGUUCUAUACAUGGCAAGCACAGGGUAAAGUUUGGCAAAAGAGGGUACGUUCUGGUACAUUGCGACAGAUUGGAAGAAUCGUGUCUGCUAAUCCAGCUGAGGGGGAGCGUUACUAUCUUAGGGUUCUCCUGAACCACGUGGCAGGUGCAACCUCCUUUGAGUGUCUAAGGACCGUUGAUGGCAAACUCCUACCAACCUUCCGUGAAGCUGCAGAAAGAAGGGGCCUAAUCGAAGAGGACAACACAUUGGAUGAGAGUCUUGCUGAGGCAACCGACUGGAUGAUGCCAUAUGCAUUGCGAAGGCUCUUUGCAACAAUAUUGGUUUUUUGUGAGCCCAGUAAUGUCCUCGGACUAUGGGAGAAACACAAGGAUGCUAUGUCAGAGGACUACAAGUGUAAUAAUCAAUCCAUCUCCAUGGUGGAGCAGAUGGUCCUCAUAGAUAUUCGAAAGUUGCUACAAUCAAUGCAGAAGGAUAUAAAGUCAUACCCACUUCUAGAUAUCGAUGACACGUAUGACGCCUCCCAUGAUAUUCCUAGAGAGAUUUUUGAGGAGGCUAGCAUUGAGGCUAACAAGGAUGAUGUGGCUCUGUUAGACACCCUUAAUGUGGAGCAGCGGGCUGCCUACGAUGAGAUUAUGUCCUCGGUUGAUACUAAACAUGGGGGUCUCUUCUUUGUGGAUGGUCCUGGUGGGACCGGAAAGACUUAUCUCUAUAAAGCACUUCUUGCUACUAUACGUAGUCAGAAAAAGAUUGUCGUGGCAACAGCUACAUCUGGUGUUGCGGCAUCAAUAAUGCCUGGUGGUAGAACCGCCCACUCGCGCUUCAAGGUUCCCCUCACCCUCGAUGAUGGGGCCUUCUGUAGCUUUACAAAACAGAGUGGUACUGCCAAGCUACUUCGGAUUGCAUCCCUUAUUAUUUGGGACGAGGUGACAAUGAUGAAGAGGCAAGGUGUCGAAGCACUAGACAUCAGUCUCCGUGAUGUAAUGGACCAACCUGAGCUGCCGUUUGGAGGGAAGACCGUAGUGUUUGGUGGAGAUUUUAGACAGGUUCUUCCUGUUGUUCGGAGAGGGUCGAGGGCUCAGGUGGUCAGUGCUUCGCUACGGAUGUCAUACCUUUGGGAUUGCAUGAGCCAUCUCAAACUGGUGCAUAACAUGAGGGCAAAGAGUGACCCAUGGUUUGCAAAAUACUUGCUGCGCAUCGGUGGAGGUUCUGAGGAGGCGAAUGGCGAUGAUGAAAUCUGUCUUCCUCAUGAUAUAUGCAUACCGCACACUGGGGACGAUAGUGACCUUGAUACUCUAAUUGAUUGCAUAUUCCCUAACCUCAAUGCAAAUAUGUCAAGCAAAGAUUAUAUCACCUCUCGAGCAAUAUUAUCAUCACGGAAUGACUGUGUAGAUAUGAUUAAUAUGAAGAUGAUUAGUCGUUUCCAUGGGGAUGAGAUGGUGUACCAUAGCUUUGACUCUGCGGUGGAUGAUCCGCACAACUACUAUCCUGAGGAAUUUCUUAACACUUUGACACCUAAUGGUCUACCGCCACACGUGUUAAAGCUAAAGAUUGGCUGCCCAGUCAUAUUGCUUAGGAACAUUGACCCUGCCAAUGGACUUUGUAAUGGUACCAGGCUUAUCAUACGAGGGUUCCAAAAGAAUACCGUGGAUGCAGAAAUUGUGGUGGGACAACACACUGCAAAGAGGGUUUUUCUGCCUCGCAUACCCUUGUGUCCGUCGGACGACGAGAUGUUCCCUUUCCAAUUUAAAAGAAAGCAGUUUCCUAUUCGGCUCAGCUUCACAAUGACCAUUAACAAGGCACAGGGGCAGACUAUCCCUACUGUUGGGGUAUACUUGCCAGAACCAGUGUUCUCACACGGCCAAUUAUAUGUAGCACUAUCCAGAGUCACGGCAAGAUCAAACAUUAAGAUCCUGGUCGUGCCACCUGAUGAGAAGGACGUGACUAAGGAGAAGGGGAAGAAGAAACCGACAAAGGAUAUAUUCACAAAAAAUAUCCUAUAUAAAGAGGUUCUGACUAGAUAAAAGAGAUAAUGCACCGAUACAUUUUUGCAAGAUAUCAACACUCUUUAGCUUUAAAAAUUAAUAAACUUUUAUAUACAGGAUACUUCCAACUAUAAUUUCAACCAUCUGCAGCAAGG